Molecule: messenger RNA, 1812 nt
Organism: Trichosporon asahii var. asahii CBS 2479
Lineage: Eukaryota; Fungi; Basidiomycota; Tremellomycetes; Trichosporonales; Trichosporonaceae
Exons: 3
Coding region: 1-1812 (603 amino acids)
Biological process (GO): DNA transposition
Molecular function (GO): transposase activity; DNA binding
Source: RefSeq, a predicted model, not a curated record
AUGCCAGAGCCUCAGGCUGUCGUUCGGGCUCGCCUGGAGCUUCCUCUCUACGAGGGGGCCGCGUUCGCAGGGAAGGAGAAGGCCCACUUCGCCGUCGAGCCACUCUGCAACCAAGCCAGUGGUACCCAAGCGUGCGUCAGGCAUGAGACCUCAAAACCGCUCCGACUUGUCUCCAUCUGUAUCACCACCUACAACAAGAGGAAGGCCGCCGAGAAGGCCCGGCUUGAGCUCCGACAACUCAAGGCUCUCCAGCAGCCCAAUAGCGCUGCCCUCAAAGUUGCUGAGGACGCCGUCAAGAACGCCAAAGCCGAAUGUGGCACUUUGUGCCCCUUUAGGGUCGUCAUGUCGAGAGACUCGAGAUCAGAGCCGUAUCGCUGCACUAAGCUCUGCAGCGAUCAUACGUGCACUGUGAUGGCUCAGCCCGCUUAUCAUGGCGUCUCCCGACGUGCCCUGAUGGAUCAGGCGGUGGAUGCACUGCAUACAGGCGCGCAAACUGGCCAGAAAUCGACGGCCAUCGCCGACACCCUCUCUAAACACCUAUCUUACAAGCCUCCCCUUCAUACGACCCAGAGAGCGCGUGGACGUCAACGUAAGGCCACUGUUGCUGAGCACAACCGCCAAUGGAAGCAGCUGGACCAUUACCUGGAGCUCCUGAGGGCUGCAGACCUGAACGGACUUGCAGAGAAGGACGGUCUCAAAGUCGUUGUUUCACUCUCAAGCGCACCUGAAGUUGCUCGUCGUUGUAAACCGGUCGUGGCCGUCGACGGCUGCCAUUCUACAGGCCAACACCGCCUCACGAUCUCCCUAGCAUGUACCCUUGACGGUGACAAUCAUCUGAACGUCCUCAGCUGGGGCCUGGCGGAGACAGAGUGUCAUGCACCGUACCGGCGCCUGACCAACUCCACCUGUAUCCUCCCAUGCGUACGGCUACCCGUUAGGCGUGACGAGCUUGAUUUAUUACACAUACCUCUGCUCGACGAUCCUGAUCGUGUAAUCGUCUCAGAUCGCCAGAAAGGCCUCCUGAACGCCAUCAGCAGUGUUCUGCCGGGUACCAAGCACUCCUACUGCUGCCAGCACCUCAUACAGAACGUGCAGAAGAGGUUUAAGCGAGCAGCGAUCACGAGGUUCUUCGAGAGACUGGUGCACGCCCGCACUGAAACCGAGUUCAUGGCUGUUUACAACAAGGGGUUGACCCUCUACGACGCCGAGGUCUGCGAAUACAUCAACGGCAUAGGUCCCUUUAGCAGCUGGGCCCUCCCAUUCUUCAGUUUUCCAGGCCGGUUUGGCACUACGACGUCCAACACGGUCGAGGCCACCAACAGCUGGAUAGGCGAGUUACGCGAGAAGCCCGUUGUAGACUUCCUCCAUGGUCUCCCAGACAAGGUCCUGCGCCACGCUGUGAAGCAGAAGAAGGCCGCGGCUGCUGAGAAGGGUGCCGUGUCGCUGAGGGCCAUGAAAGAGGUCUCCAGGGAGCUUGACGAGGCGUUGAACUACCUAGAACGGGCUUUUGUAUGGGCAACGGCACCCUCUAUCAUCGGCAAGGUGACGAGCCCCUAUUCUCGAGCCGAGAGGGUCGGCCAGACCGACCUGGAGCCCCUGGUGGCUCCUUUCUGCACGACUGAGGGCUGGAGAGCGGUCUACGAGACACUGAUGCCUCUCCACGCCUUGCCGGCGGUCUCCGAGUUGGGUGUCGACGAGGAUGAGCUGUUGCCCAAACUCAGAGGCAGCGGGUCUGGCCGUAAGAAGAUGAAGCGUUGGGCGGAGGGCAAGGUGGCCUCGCAGGCCUCGCAGGUCGAUCGGUUCCAGUUCUAG